CAAUAAACAACAUGGCUGUCUGACAAGAAAUUGAUUUUCUUUUGAAGAAGAAUGUCGAGGAGUGUAGCGUGGCGUCGCACAUGCAAUGACUUGGUGUUCUGGCGACAAUGUCAGGCACUGGACUCUACGAUCUACAUCCUCCGUGAGACUGGGCCGACUGGCUUUCUACUGAAAGAGGAGGGAGAGGCCAAGCCCGUCAAAGUGUUUUUAGGGGAUCCUCAUUCCUGUACCUGUUCAAACUUUAUGAAGGAUAGAGAUCUUUGUAAACACAUUUGUUGGCUGAUUCUGAAAAAGUUCAAAGUUCCACAGGAUAAUCCAGUCACAUGGCAACUUGGUCUAGUGGAGAGAGAAAUCAACGAAAUUCUGUUUGGCACCAGACAGCGUAAACCUCAGAGAAGGUGGGCAACAUCUGCUCCACCAGAUAAAACCGGGCAACUGUCCGAUGGGCGGCCCACGAUUCAACAGAGAGAAAUCAAGGAAGAGGACUGUUGUCCAAUUUGCCAGGAUGAGCUGCUACAGAAACAUCAGCCUGUGACAUUCUGCAAAUUUAGUUGCGGUAACAGCAUCCACAUCAAAUGUAUGAAGAUCUGGGCAGACCACCAGAAAUCUUCUGGAGAGAAGACCAUUAAAUGUCCAUUCUGUCGAGAGGACUUUGGCCCUUUUGAACUCCUGAAACAGGAGAGUCGUAAUGCUAUGGGGGUCCCCACGGGAGGUAGAAUGGAUCGUCAUCUUUACACAAGGUGUCAAAGCUGUCACGCUUCACCGAUUGAAGGGAAAUGCUACAGGUGCACAGCGUGUACAGAUUUCCACUUGUGUCAGACGUGUUUCAACACUUCCAUUCACACAAGCCACCCAUUUGAAUACAGACAUAAGAGAAAUCAGAGAUGGCGACCUGCCCAGAGAACGUAUGGAGCAGUUCUACCAGAGGCUGUAGCUAAUGACUUAUUAAACAGAGAAUUCACUGAGGGAGACUAUGAACUACUCACUCAGCUGGACAGUAAUGCCAACCAGCAGCCCAGUGAUAUACCAGAGGACAUAAUCCACAAGUUUCCUCUGGAGAAAGUCCGGGAGAGAGGGCCAUUACUGGCGCCGGGCAUGCAGUGUCGAAUUUGUCUUCGGGGUUACGAGGUCAACCAGUAUGUCAGAAAGUUACCCCGAUGCAAACACAAGUUUCACAAGGAAUGUAUAGACAACUGGCUCCUUCACUCCCACCCCACAUGUCCAGUGGACGGUCAGGUGGUCUGGGAUCCGGUCACUGCUCAGUUAGAGGCGGAGGAACAGGCGGAAAGAAAUCAAAGAGCUUUUGCUGCAUCAAAGAAAACGAAUUCCUCUGGUAUACAAGGGAAUGAUGUGAGUGAACUCAGUAUACCAGGGGUGGGGCUAGUGAGAGUAGACAACACCCCUGUAGAGAGGUCCAGCAGUUUACGGGGGAGGAAGAUGGCACAGCAAGGACGACUACAGGGGAGGCAAGCAGAAGAUACAGCUGUGGAUCCACUGAGGGCUAGCUUUACACUUAAUGGGCUGUCUGUUGGUGCUAAUGGAGGUGAAGGGACAGAAAACGUGUCUACAACUACUACUUUACCAGGAGGUCGUUUGCUGGGCCGCUUACAACAUAGAAAAUCCUCCCUAAAUCAGCGUCUGCAAGAAAUCGGUGGCCAGUCGGAUGAACAAAAACAUACAGAGGAGGCAGAUCAUCAAUCCCAGUCCUCAGAACACUUUGCAGGUCAGAAUCUUCACAGGCAAAAUUCUCGUCGCAGACGAAAUCUCUCAGAUGAACUAUCUCACAAUGAAGACUCACAUGAGAUAGGAUCAGAAGCCGUGAUAGAGUUACCUUUAGGUCAUAAAAAUGACCGCGCUACUACACAUAAUGCUAUCAAAAACACUUUAUCAAUGUUACAAACAGAAAAUUUGGCAAACUCAGUGUCUAAGACACCAGACUCGAGUCGAUCUUCUCGCUCCCCGAGCGUGAGAUCUUUACUUCAUAGUCGACCAUCUGAGCUUCAUUCUCCUAAUAAGGAUUUACCUCCACUUUUCGAAUCGGACGAGACUAAUCCUAAUGCAGACAUUGACAUAAUGUCCACUGUAACUAGCCAAGGGGCAAGUAGUUAUCGCAGUGGAAAACAUCGCUUUUUCCAGCGAGUUCCUAAAGAGAACACUCCAGCUGUUGUAAAUGAUUUUGAUGUCUUGUUAACGUCUCUACGUUCAUCUCCAGAUUCCAGAGCAAGCCUCAUGGGGUCACACACAAGUCUUAGCAGCAUUCGCUCAACACGGCUCGCAAACGGAGUUAUUCUUGCUGAGGCACAGGAUGAGGGGCCAGAGGGCGGAUUGUCUCGGGGUCACUCUGGUGGUCCUAGGACUGGUCUGCCCCCCAGGGCUCCAAGGCUGUCAGAACAUGAGCGACAGUUAAGGAGAGGGUCCAAUAGCCAGGAAGUUAAUCAAGCAGGGGCCCAGAACCAGCAGGAGGACCAGCUAAUGGAGCGAUUACAGCUCUUCACUGACCUUUACCUUGGCAACAGUCCAACUGCCUCUCCAGACUAUCAAGGGAGAGCACCCAGACUUGUACGUCGUCAGAUUAGUAAUCCUGCCGCAGUACGUCAGAGAAAGAGAGAAAAUGAAAUCCGUAGGAGGAGAACAAACGAGUUUGGAUUGGAGGGAACCAGCCCGUACAAUAAUUUAACUCUGCGGGACAUUAUUCAUUAAUGUUAAGUGAUAAAGUAACUGUGAUAUGGACAAUUUACUCUGAAAGUGAAACUGAAACAGAUUGUUUUAUUAAAUCUGAAAAUUGAAAGCUAGUAUUUUCAUAUAUUUAUGGAAUCACUAGAUAUACCUUAAAGAAUUGUUAUUUUUAUCCAAUUGACUGCUAUAUGGAAAGUGCAUUACAAACUGUAUUUAAAAAUUUGUUUUUUAUAUUGUGUGCCACUGGACAUAUUUUGCUUCUAUACCCAUAUUUAUAUAUUCAGACAUGCUUUGCUGUGAUCAUUGCUCAAUUUUCGAGAAAAAAAACCAAAACAUAUUUUUAAAUUAUGAUACGGAGGUUAGGAUGAAAGAAAUUGAAUGUCAGAGUUGUUAUAUUAUCCUGAAUCAGUAUUCAAGAGAAGUUGCGAUAUACUGUAGAUUUUAGUGAUUUUAUGGAAUAAUGUUAUGGAUAAUGGUAUUUUUGAUUUUUAAAAAGUACAUGUAUUAUCUGAAAACUGUGAUAUAUUGUUUACAGUGAUUUUUUUCUUAUACAGAACAAUAUACCUGGAGAUUCCAUCCAACAUAAAUUUGACUUUUAUAUUCAUUUUGUUUUUGCCUUUCUGAGAGAGAGAGUGAGAGAAUACUGUAUGUGUACUUAAAAAAGCGGGCUUCAUAUUUUAACAGCUUUGGCACAGACAAUGAUGCGUUAAUUCAUGAAUACCGCUUAGAAACCAUUUACAGAAAUAUGAUAUAGGCACGGACAUGUGUAUCGCUAAUUCAUGAUUACACCAACAACUCCAUACCCAUUGCGCUAAAUUUUGAAUAUGCGCCAAUUUAUGUACACGUUCAGUAAAUGACAACAAAUUGUUGCAUGUAUACUGAGUUGCAAAUGUAAUUAUUACAUAUAAUAAUUGAUAUGCUGAAAAAGAGUUGAAGAGUUUAAGUUUGGUGUAUAUGGAAAUUUUAAAUAACAAUGCAUGUUAAAUUCACCUCACUGCUUUGUAUUAUAUUCACCAGUAUACUUACGAUUCAGCUGGUAUAGUAAUAAUCAUUAACAAGUACAUUGUAUUUGGUAUAUGCAUCAAAUGGUUUUGCAGUAUUACAAUAAAAAAAUCUUGUAAAACAGUCUAGUCAAUCUUGAAAAAAAAAUUGAGCACAUCUUGCAUUGGAAAAAAAUGUGAUUGAUAAGUGUACAUUUAUUUAAGAUAUUUGUUAAAAAUAGAAAGGGAAAGCAUGGUGUUGGAAUGGUUUAAUUAGCUCAAGAUUAAUAAAGAAAAAAGGCACAGCUCUGUAAAUCUUUCCAAAUUUUGCUAUUAAUAAAUUGGAGGUGAAUUGCUAUUUUUCAUAAUACAUGUAAUGUGAUGUACUUUUAACUGAACAUUUAUUCACAUAGAUAAUAUGAACAUACAAUCAUGAGUGAUUUUAAUUGUAUAUUUUUUUUUAAAAUCAAAGACCAAGGGCUUAUUUUUUGAGACAGUGUUGAUUUUAUUUGAUUAUUAAUGUGUCCUUAUUAUUUUUCUGUUUGGAUGAUUUGGGUUAUGUGUUAUAGUUUUGUUGAAAAAUAAAGAUUUGUUAACCAUCAUCAACCAAUCACACUGAAGAAAAUCAAAAU
Molecule: messenger RNA, 4288 nt
Organism: Saccostrea cuccullata (small rock oyster)
Lineage: Eukaryota; Metazoa; Mollusca; Bivalvia; Ostreida; Ostreidae
Exons: 13
Coding region: 52-2700 (882 amino acids)
Molecular function (GO): ubiquitin protein ligase activity; zinc ion binding
Source: RefSeq, a predicted model, not a curated record